AUGGAUGAGCUAGUGAGGGUGAAGGUGCUUUCAGCGGGCGAGAGCUUCACAUUCAAGAGUGUGACCGCUGCGAAGCUUGAAAGCCUCUUCGGGAUUGGUUCAAUCAUUGACGAAGACGGGUAUGUGGUGACGGAGGAAAACGAGCUCCCUUUCGGCAACUACACAUAUAAACCCGACUUCAAAUUUGCUGAUCCAUGCAUUCUCAACCACGAGCCAAACGAUCUGGAGCGCAGCGAGGUCCUGGCGAAUCUCCAGGGCCAGCACAGCAAGCCCAAGUUCCUCAACUGCAGACCAUCCCAUGCCAAGCCUCCAAUCCCUCUCCAGCUCGUUCAUCCAGUCUUUGCUCACUUCACCGACCUGAUUCACGAUCACGAUCUUGGAGCUCCUGGGCUGGCAGACAUCGAGUUCGCGCUGGAGCUCGCGCACCUUUCAUCGCUUUACCACUCGGACGAGGCCAAACUAAGGUGCACUGUUCAUCGGCUCUUCUCCAGGUACCUGGGCGUUCCCUGCCGCGAGGCGCUCACGAUCCAUGGCAGCUGGGAAGCUCCUCUCGCGAUGAUGAGUCGUUCCAUGAACAAGAGCCUGAUUGCUAUAGGUGAAGUGAAGCUCGGCGGCCUGGAUUCGUACACUCAUGGCUUCCACUGCUACGCGCUCUACUGGGACAUGGUGGGAGCCAAGGAGCGGUACAUAGACACUUGCUAUCCAGCGUUUCUCAUGGAGCUCGUUGGCUGCAAUCUGAGAAUAAGCGCCAUGGCAAAGCUCGACGAGGUGGUGUGCCAGCCUCUCACGCACUUUGUCAACCUAUUGCCAAUCCAGGGCUUGGAUCCAGAGAUGGUAGCCGAGUCCGUGCGAGUUUUGGUCGCCUUCAAGCGCUGCCUCGGGCUACUCAACGAGUACUAUUGGAAUGCUCAGGCCGGGACGCGUGCCGGGACGGGGAACAAGAGAUACGACCUCUGGAACUUGGACAUUCCAUAUCCGCUGCACGAAGCGGCGAAGGUGGUGAAGAAGUUUGAGAACAAGCUCGUCUAUCUGGUGGAGCCUUGGGGAGUGGUAAAGCUGGCCAAGAGAUAUGGAGUGGAGGUCCAUCGCGCGUGGGCUGCUGCUGGCUUUGCUCCGGCGCUCUACGGAGUUAGAGCGCUGGCUGGUAGAUGGGUCGAGGUGAGGAUGGAGAAUCUGGGACCGGAAGACGGGUGGGAGAUGCUGGCCGAGUGUGGAGACGCCGACGAGCUGAGGGAUCAAGCUCUUGCCGCGCUGAGAAGUGCUCAUCGCGUUCCAGUAUCGUCGAAUGGCGGGGUCGGAGUUCAUGGAGAUGCCAGGGACGUCAAUGUGAUGAUAAGGCGCCCUCGAGAUGGGGCCGAGAAAGGACUAGGAGUAGAAGUGAGAUUCAUCGAUUUCGACUGGGCAAGUACUCACGGAGAGGGUCGGUAUCCUCUCUUCAUGAACUUUGUGGAAGUCCAGUGGCCUCAAGGGGCCGAGUGUGGGCUCAUUAUGGAGCAGAGGCAUGAUCUCGAGCUUCUUUCGACGCCAUUGGAGCAGCAAACUGGUUUGUUUAGAUGAAAGCAUUGGGUUUGUUCUAGGGAGUCAAAGUCAGUGGUAGUCAAUGAAUGUCAAUAUAAUCUUUGAAGUUUGUCUUUACUUUA
Messenger RNA from Selaginella moellendorffii, 1640 nucleotides. RefSeq lists its product as uncharacterized. Lineage: Eukaryota; Viridiplantae; Streptophyta; Lycopodiopsida; Selaginellales; Selaginellaceae. The record is from RefSeq and is a predicted model, not a curated record. The coding region runs from base 1 to 1557 and encodes 518 amino acids. The transcript is spliced from 3 exons.